This is a messenger RNA of Salvia hispanica, 1920 nucleotides long. The record is from RefSeq and is a predicted model, not a curated record. Lineage: Eukaryota; Viridiplantae; Streptophyta; Magnoliopsida; Lamiales; Lamiaceae.
AUGCGUGCAGGGUUCGCUGCACUCAAACUGCAGAGCAAGACAGUACCUGAGGACGACGCAACAUCAGCAACUCCGGAGACCAAUUCGGCAACAAUAGGUGCCACAUCAGCAUUCCCCAUGCCCACUUUUGAUGGCACAGAGGCCCUUGCGUGGCUAGCAAGGGCAGAGCAAUAUUUUCUGAUCUCGGAGACUUCACUCGAGAAACGGGUGGGCGUCGCCAUGGUGGCACUGGCGGGCCCAGCCCUUCCCUGGUACCAGCUGCUGCGGAAACGGAUUCCCGACCUCACUUGGGCCCGGUUCGCACGGGAGUUAAUGAAACGUUUCGGGGGGAAUGGAGCCCUGGACGAAUACAAGGCUUUAGCGGCUGUACGACACACAGGUUCUCUCGCUGAAUAUGUAGCAGCUUUCGAAGCACGUCUCGCACAAGUUCCGAAUAUAUCAUGCCAUCAAUAUUUGGGGUUCUUUAUGGCAGCCCUUCGCCCUGAGGUCCGCCUCCAGAUGAAGGCCGCCAAGAUCACUUCCUACGAGGAUGCCGUCGAACUAGCUUUGGACAUCGACAUGCUGGCAACAGCCCAACCUUCGCGGUCAGCGCCGGCCCUCUCCCACAAUCCGAUGCCUGCCUACACAGGUCAACCGGGACGCUCAUUCUCGAAGGGGCACUCGCACUCCCCCUCUCAAUUUUCUUCCACCGGUUCCUCCCGCCCAGUUUCCAAACGUUUCCGAAACGUGUCGCCGGAGGAAUAUCGGAAGCAUAUCGCGGCUGGUACCUGUGUCAAGUGCGGCCUAAAGUUUGGGCCAACCCACAGAUGUCCUCCUAAGACCAUCAAUGUUCUUAUCUGCGAGGACAACGACGGAACCGAGGAUGACAAUGAGUUCGACGACACGGAGGAAGUGGAUGCAAAAGUGGAGUUGCAGCUGUCCGAAUUAUCUCUAAAUGGGCUUGAUACAUCCAAUACCAUGAAGCUAUUUGGGGAGAUCAGUUCAUGGAAAAUUAAGGUGAUGGUGGAUACUGGCGCCAGCCACUGUUUUAUUUCUGAGCAGCUCGCGCAGCAGCUGCAGUUUCCCGUCACUCCCACGGCGCCAUAUUCAGUUAUUUUGGGAAAUGGGACCACUCGCCGAGCAGCAGGGAUUUGUCGCGGAGUUCCGCUGGUCUUGGAAAAGGAAAUGUUUGCGGUAUCAUGCUACAUUUUUCCACUCCGGAAUAUAGAUAUUAUCUUGGGAGUACCAUGGCUCGCGUCCCUCGGUAAUGUGAUGGCUAACUGGCAGAAUUCCUCUAUGAUUUUUGCAGUAGACGGCCGUACAGUUUCCAUUAAAGGUGACCCAACUCUUAUGCGGCGUGCGUGUUCAACGCAGGAUCCUUGGAUGAAGAGGACUGUUGCUGGGUCCUCCGAUAUGUCGAAACAGAGACGACGCCCGUCCUAUUCGGGAUUGACGACGCAUUGCCACCAGAUGCCCGAUCCCAGCUGCUGCAGCUCGUGUCGGAAUUUCCAUCUAUCACGCAGUCAGCAGGCUGCCUGCCCCCCAGCCGUAGCGUGGACCACCAAAUUCCACUAUUACCAGGAGUUACUAGACGAAUUGCAUGGCGCGCGUUGGUUCAGCAAAAUUGACUUAAAGGCGGGUUAUCACCAGAUCCGCGUGGUUGCCGCGGAUAUCCAUAAGACAGCGUUCCGCACGCAUUCGGGCCAUUACGAGUUUCUCGUCAUGCCCUUCGGCCUAACCAACGCCCCAGCCACUUUUCAGAGCUUGAUGAACGAUAUAUUCCUGCCAUCCUUGCGCAAGUUCGUCCUGGAUUUCUUUGACGACAUCUUGAUUUACAGCAAAUCGUGGGAGGCCCAUUGUAACAGCCCGACAUUUCUAGGGUAUAAUAAAUGCGGCGACUGCUACUUAGGCGAACUUAAAAGCAACAAGAACAGAGACUAG